ACCUUCUGGCUUCUAUUCUAUUGGGAGAGUACAGAUUUCUCAAUAAAGUACUACAUUUUGGGUUAUUAAAUUUUGAACUCCACUUAUCAUAGCUAUUUAAGAGCAAAUCUUAAUUAUCAAACUAUUAAGACUUAAAAAAUCACUCACUCACAAUUCACAAGAUAUAAAAUUGGACAUUUGAAGAAGAGCUGAAAACUGGGAAGAACAGAAAAACAGUGUAGAAGAAAGGCUUUUCCUUUUUCUGGGGUGAUUAAGUGGUGGCCUCAAAGUCGAGUUCUAAGAUAGUUGAGAUGGACAAGGAUAAAGGAGUUGAAGAAGCAACAACUUCGAACUCCAGUGCUGUGGAACAGAAUAAAAAGGAGACUGAGAAGCAGGAGAAGACUGAUGUCAAAAGAGUCCCGUUCUACAAGCUCUUUUCUUUUGCAGAUUCUACAGACAAGACAUUGAUGAUCAUCGGCUCCAUUGCUGCGAUUGGAAAUGGUGUAUGUAUGCCCCUGAUGACCGUCAUUUUUGGUGAUCUGGUUGACGCUUUUGGUGAGAAUCAAAAUCCUAAAGAAAUCGUGCAUGUUGUAUCUCAGGUGUGUUUGAAAUUUGUCUACUUGGCCAUAGGUGUAGCAGUCGCUGCAUUUCUUCAGGUUGCUUGCUGGAUGGUCACAGGAGAAAGACAGGCUGCAAGAAUUAGGAAUUUGUACCUAAAAACUAUUCUCAGACAAGAUGUUGCCUUCUUUGACAAAGAAACAAACACAGGAGAAGUUGUUGGGAGGAUGUCUGGUGAUACCGUUCUCAUACAAGAUGCUAUAGGAGAAAAGGUUGGGAAGCUUCUACAGAUGGUAUCAACAUUCGUUGCAGGGUUUGUCAUUGCGUUUACUCAAGGGUGGCUUCUCACCCUUGUUAUGCUGUCCUCCAUACCCCUUCUCAUGAUUGCUGGUGCAGUCAUGACCAUUACUAUAUCAAAGGUGGCAACAAGAGGCCAGGCUGCUUAUGCGAAGGGGGCAAUUGUUGUAGAACAGACUAUAGGUUCAAUCAGAACAGUGGCAUCUUUUACAGGAGAGAAACAAGCUAUUGCAGACUACACGAAAGCUAUCACAGGUGCCUAUAAAUCAGGUGUCCUUGAAGGACUGGCUUCAGGAACAGGUCUAGGUGCCUUGACCCUGGUAAUCUUUUCCAGCUAUGCUUUAGCCAUAUGGUUUGGCUCAAGGAUGAUUCUUGAAAAGAAUUACUCAGGGGGUACUGUCCUUAUUGUGCUAUUCUCUGUGGUGAUUGGAUCCAUGUCACUGGGGCAAGCAUCUCCCUCUUUGAGCGCAUUUGCUGCAGGUCAAGCAGCAGCCUACAAGAUGUUUGAAACCAUCAAUAGAAAAUCGGAAAUAGAUCCUUACGACCCCGAGGGAAAAGUAAAAGAUGAUAUUCGUGGAGAUAUUGAGUUAAGGGAUGUUUAUUUCAGUUACCCGAGCAGACCUGAUGAGCACAUUUUCAGUGGAAUUUGUCUUUCUAUCUCAAGUGGCGCAACUGCUGCAUUAGUUGGACAAAGUGGAAGUGGUAAAUCAACAGUGAUUAGCCUCAUAGAGAGGUUUUAUGAUCCACAGGCUGGACAGGUUCUAAUUGAUGGAAUCAACCUCAAAGAAUUUAAGUUGAGAUGGAUCAGGCAAAAAAUUGGCUUAGUAAGUCAAGAGCCUGUGUUAUUUGCUUCCUCAAUCAAAGAUAAUAUUGCAUAUGGGAAGGAGAAUGCCACAGUUGAAGAGAUUAAAGCCGCAACUGAGCUGGCGAAUGCUGCUAAGUUCAUCGAUAAAUUACCUCAGGGGCUAGAUACCUUAGUUGGUGAGCAUGGAGCUCAAUUAUCAGGAGGACAGAAGCAGAGAGUGGCCAUAGCAAGGGCCAUUUUAAAAGAUCCACGAAUUUUACUUUUGGAUGAAGCUACAAGUGCACUUGAUGCAGAAUCUGAGAAGAUUGUGCAGGAGGCAUUAGACAGGAUAAUGGUAAACCGGACAACUGUUGUUGUUGCUCAUCGUUUGAGUACAGUGAGGAAUGCCAACAUGAUAGCAGUCAUUCAUCAAGGGAAGGUUGUUGAGAAAGGUUCACACUCUGAACUAUUGAAGGAUCCUGAGGGAGCAUAUUCACAACUUAUAAGUCUGCAGGAAAUUAGAAAGGAGUCUGAGCAAGUUGAGGAUGUUGGUGAGAUCUCAAGACGCUCUAGUCAAAGAAAAUCAUCCUUAAGAUCCUUAAGCUAUGGAUCCUCUGGGAGGGUGAGUAGCAACCGCCACUCUUUCACAGUUCAAGAACCUGAGGAUGGUAUUGCUUUACCGUCUUCUCAGGAGAAACCACAAAAAGUUUCAACAUGGCGCCUUGCUUCUCUCAACAAACCUGAAAUUCCAGUACUUCUUCUCGGAGCUCUAGCUGCAUGUGCCAAUGGCCUCAUUUUCCCAGUUGUCAGUAUAAUCUUUUCUAGUGUGAUUAAGAUGUUCUAUGAGCCACCUCAGUUACUGAAAAAGGAUUCAAAAUUCUGGUCCUUAAUGUUUCUAGUCAUUGGUAUAGCAUCAUUCGUGACUCAACCUCUACAAUCCUACUUCUUUGCUGUGGCCGGUUGUAAGUUGAUACAACGUGUUAGGUCGAUGUGCUUUGAGAGAGCAGUCCACAUGGAAGUUGGUUGGUUCGAUGAGCCUGAUAAUUCAAGUGGUGCAAUUGGUGCAAGGCUGUCUGCUGAUGCGUCAAUUGUACGUGCUUUGGUUGGGGAUGUUCUUGGUUUGACUGUACAAAAUGUUGCCACAGCCAUUGCUGGUUUAGUCAUUGCUUUCACUGCAAAUUGGAUAUUGGCAUUUAUUAUUCUUGCAUUGAUACCUGUUAUAGGCCUUAAUGGAUAUGUCCAAGUGAAGUUUCUGACGGGCUUCAGUGCGGAUGCUAAGAAGAAGUAUGAAGAGGCAAGUCAAGUUGCUAAUGAUGCAGUUGCUAGUAUAAGAACUGUUGCUUCGUUCUGUGCCGAGGAGAAGGUAAUGCAACUAUAUGAGAAGAAAUGUGAAGCUCCUAUAGAAGCUGGUGUAAAGCAAGGAUUGGUUAGUGGGGUUGGUUUCGGCCUGUCCUUUGCUCUGCUUUUUUGUGUCUACGCCCUCAGUUUCUAUGCCGGAGCUCAGCUCGUUGCCCAUGGGAAGACAACCUUUGGUGAGGUUUUCAAGGUUUUCUUCGCAUUGGCUUUCUCGGCAAUAGGAAUAUCACAAUCAAGCUCCUUUGCAACUGAUAGUAGUAAAGCCAACAAUGCAACUGCUUCUGUAUUUGGAAUCCUUGAUCGUAAAUCUAAGAUCGACUCAAGUGAUGAAUCUGGGAUGACCUUAGAUAAUGUGAAGGGUGAAGUCGUGCUUCAACACGUGAGCUUUUCAUAUCCUAGUAGACCUCAUAUCCAGAUAUUCCAAGACCUGUGCUUGACUAUUCACUCUGGCAAGACGGUGGCUCUUGUCGGAGAAAGUGGAAGCGGAAAAUCAACUGUCAUUUCCCUCUUACAAAGAUUUUAUGAUCCUCAUUCUGGUUGUAUCACGCUCGACGGAAUUGAACUUCAGAAACUCCAGUUGAAAUGGCUGAGACAACAAAUGGGCCUUGUAAGCCAAGAGCCUGUUCUUUUUAAUGAUACUAUACGUGCCAACAUUGCAUAUGGAAAGGGAGGAAAUGCAACUGAGGCUGAAAUCACAACUGCUGCAGAGCUCGCAAAUGCUCACAAGUUCAUCUGUAGCUUGCAACGUGGUUAUGAUACAGUCGUAGGAGAACGAGGAGUUCAAUUGUCAGGAGGACAGAAGCAACGGGUUGCCAUAGCUCGAGCAAUAGUAAAGGAUCCAAGAAUACUGCUAUUGGAUGAGGCUACUAGUGCACUUGAUGCUGAAUCUGAAAGAGUUGUGCAAGAUGCACUUGAUCAGGUCAUGGUGAACCGGACCACUAUUGUUGUCGCUCAUCGUUUAUCCACUAUCAAAAACGCCGAUGUGAUUGCAGUAGUUAAGAAAGGAGUCAUUGCAGAGAAAGGGAAGCACGAUACUCUAAUUCGUAUUAGAGAUGGUGUUUAUGCUUCUUUGGUUGCACUUCACAUGAGCUCAUCCUCCUAACAUAGCCACAGUUUUGAAACACUUUUAUUUUGCGAGUUUUGCUACAACACCGCCAAAGCCACACUCCUCGUAGUAUAGGGUCGGCACCAUAAGUCGAGCAAAUGCGAAAGCGAGGUAUUAUUUGCACUCCAUAAACAUCUACUCACUCUCAUUUGUAAGAGCAAAGUUUCCAAUGUGUGUUCUUUUGUUAGAAGAUUUUGGAUUUCCUGUCUUUUGGGCUCACAUUGCACAAGUGUGGAGAAUGUGGCUAUUUGCAUGGGCUUUGCUUCUAUAUACAAAAGGGAAAAUUCUAUCAUGUACAAAAGAAAGAAAUGAAGUUAGAUAGUCCAAAAGGAGAAAUAUUUUUGAUGUAAUUUGAUUGAUAUAGAUUUGUAUUUUUGGUGCUGAAAUUGAUGGACUUGUUAGUUUGUAAAAUUUAUUUUUUUUAAUUAAUUUUAUGUUUAACUUAA
Molecule: messenger RNA, 4525 nt
Organism: Beta vulgaris subsp. vulgaris (sugar beet)
Lineage: Eukaryota; Viridiplantae; Streptophyta; Magnoliopsida; Caryophyllales; Amaranthaceae
Product: ABC transporter B family member 11
Exons: 12
Coding region: 291-4076 (1261 amino acids)
Biological process (GO): transmembrane transport
Cellular component (GO): membrane
Molecular function (GO): ATP hydrolysis activity; ATP binding; ABC-type transporter activity
Source: RefSeq, a predicted model, not a curated record